AUGACGUGUUUCUUUGCUGUUCUCACCCUGCUGUACCUGCAGCCCUCCACGCGGGUUUUCUCUGCCCCGAUCUGUGCCCUGGGGCAGACUGGAUGCCGUGCUCCUUCUCUUGUAGAACUCUUCAUCGGGGUCAUACAGCGGUCCUUAAGAAUGCACGGCAUCUCCAGUGAUCUGCACUGUGAGUUUGUGAGUUCUUUUAUUUCCACUCUGACCCUCGUAGGAAAACAGAGGUGCCACACAUAUUUCAAACUCACACCAGGCGAUAAGGAGGAUGCACAAAGUUCCAGGGAACAAUUGUGAGAGUUGAUCCCGAGGCAGCUUGGGUGGGGUGACCCCCCACCCCUCGCUCAACUCCACCGGAGCAUGUCCCAGGAGCCGAAUAACGACUUCAACCAUGAGAUCAGGGACAUGGUGCAUGAUCUGAGGGAGGGGGCAGCAAUAAUGGCUGAAAAGGUAACAGUGCACUUACUUUUCGGCUGGUUGGGAGAGCUUGUUCACAGUGUGGGUUAUAUCUCUCCUGGGAGUCUGGUCCCUUCUUCGGCCUCCUCCUUCCUCAAACAAGGAGAACUCAACUCAAUGGACCAUCGGCACCUCCUCGACUCCAACAAAGUAAAAGAUCAUCUGGACUGGAGUGUUAGUGAUAUUGAAGCGGUGUAUCGUUACAUUGGUCUGGAAUAG
Messenger RNA from Pseudoliparis swirei, 678 nucleotides. RefSeq names its product prolactin 2 (gene prl2). Lineage: Eukaryota; Metazoa; Chordata; Actinopteri; Perciformes; Liparidae. The record is from RefSeq and is a predicted model, not a curated record. Gene Ontology annotation, cellular component: extracellular region. Gene Ontology annotation, biological process: positive regulation of receptor signaling pathway via JAK-STAT; response to nutrient levels. Gene Ontology annotation, molecular function: hormone activity.